This is a messenger RNA of Equus caballus (horse), 4614 nucleotides long. The record is from RefSeq and is a predicted model, not a curated record. Lineage: Eukaryota; Metazoa; Chordata; Mammalia; Perissodactyla; Equidae.
UCUGAACGCUGGUGGAAGGAGUGUCUGUGGGCUCUGCAGAGCUGCACAGACACGAGUCCUGGAUUCUCCCUGUGAGAUUUUGGGCAAGUCCCUGCUCCCCCUGGGCCUCAGUUUUUCCAUUUGUCAAAUGGGUGUGUUGGACUUGUUCCGUGACUGUCAAUGUCUGGUUUGCAGUGAAAUGAGAAAGACUGAGACAAGGUCCUGAGUUUUCCCUAAGGCCAAAUGUUUAACACCUGCCCUUUUUCCAGUGGUAUGCCUAUCUAGUUACUUUUUAGUGGUAUCUUUUCUGGAAUGAUGGUCAUGGUGGUGGUGGCGGUGGUGUUAUUUUUUUUUACUGUCCUACUUGGCAAAAUAAACAGUUAGCAGCCCUAGGUUGGUCCUCACAGUUUAAACUGAAAUCCCGUGUCUAGGUGCUGGGGGUGGAGGAGCUCUGAGGACGUAGGGGCAGAGAAGGCUUCAGGAAUGAGGCAGUGGCUUCGAGCGAGCAGGGUCUCCUCUGCUCCCCACAUUGCACCUGGCUGGGCCCACACCCGCCUGGUGGCCCCGCUGGCCAAGCCCUGUUUGGAUCUCGGUGACUUGUACCUGCUCCCUUUCUGGCUCUGGGUGGUAAUUUCCCCGAUGGCGGGUGGAAUGGGGACGGGGCCUCUGGUGUUGGAGGAGACAGCUGGGCCCUCCCCAGGAGAGCAGGGCUGAGCUGGAGCUCCUGGCCCAGUUCAGGACAGAGCCCCAUCCACACGUCUUUGGCUGGCCUAUGGCCUGGUACGAGCGGGAAUUCCAGGCCCUACCCGUCACGGGAGCAGGUAUGACAGCCAUGUGGUGACACCAGGCCUAGACACUUGGGUGCUCAACUCUACUGGGGCAGGCAGACAGACAGGCAGACGGGCAGACUGGCAGAGGGCCUCCACAGAGCCCACCCCUGCGUGGCUCCCGUCCGCCAUGGCCCAGAAGACCAGGCCGGCAGUGCCCAGGGCCAAGAGGGGGUGGGUGUUCUUUGCCUGUGUCUCCGUGGUGACUGCCAGGCGGUCAGCCAUCGCGCGCCGUGCCACUCUCCGAAGCCCCACACCCUGGCCAGCACCUCUGCCGGCACCGGCACCAGCACCGGCACCAGCCACCGAGAGCUCUACGCAGGAGAUUGGUGAGGAGCUGGUCAACGGGGUCAUCUACUCCAUCUCCCUGCGCAAGGUGCAGGUGCACCAUGGCACCAACAAGGGCCAGCGCUGGCUCGGGUGUGAGAAUGAGUCGGCCCUGAACCUGUAUGAGACCUGCAAGGUGCGGACUGUGAAGGCAGGCACGCUGGAGAAGCUGGUGGAGCGCCUGGUGCCUGCCUUCCAGGGCAGCGACCUCUCCUACGUCACCAUCUUUCUGUGCACCUACCGAGCCUUCACCACCACCCAGCAGGUCCUGGACCUGCUGUUCAAAAGGUACGGUAGAUGUGAUGCCCUCACGGCCUCCUCUAGAUAUGGAUGCAUCCUCCCUUACUCCGACGAGGACGGUGGACCCCAGGACCAACUGAGAAAUGCCAUCUCCUCCAUCCUGGGCACCUGGCUGGACCAGUACUCAGAGGACUUCUGUCAGCCCCCGGACUUUCCCUGCCUCAAGCAACUGGUGGCCUAUGUGCAGCUCAACAUGCCCGGCUCUGACCUGGAGCGCCGUGCCCACCAUCUCCUGGCUCAGUUGGAGCACGCAGAGCUCAUUGAGGCCGAGUUGGAGGCUCUGUCACCAGCUCCAGUGCCAGCUCUGAGACCAACUCCCAAUCUAGAGCCAGCGCCAGCACUAGCUCUAGUGCCUUGUCCAGUGCCAGCUCCAGAGCCAGAGCCAGCACCAGCUCCAGAGCUAGAGCCAGAACCAGCUCCAGAGCCAGAGCCAACGCCAGCUUCAGAGCUAGAGCCAGCUCUAGCGCCAGCUCCAGAGCUAGAGCCAGAGCCAGUACCAGCUCCAGAGCUAGAGCCAGAGCCAGUACCAGCUCCAGAGCUGGAGGCAGCUCUGUCACAAACUCUAGAGCUAGAGCCAACACCAGCACCAGAGCCUUCCUGGCCUUCGUCUGUGGCUGCAGAGAACGGGCUGAGUGAGGAGAAGCCUCACCUCUUGACGUUCCCACCUGACCUGGUAGCGGAGCAGUUUACACUGAUGGACGCGGAGCUGUUCAAGAAGGUGGUGCCCUACCACUGCCUGGGCUCCAUCUGGUCCCAGCGGGACAAGAAGGGCAAGGAGCACCUGGCUCCCACCGUCCGUGCCACCGUCACCCAGUUCAACAAUGUUGCCAACUGCGUCAUCACCACCUGCCUCGGGGACCGGAGUGUGACGGCCCGUGACAGGGCCAGGGUGGUAGAGCACUGGAUUGAGGUGGCCAGGGAGUGCCGAGUCCUCAAGAACUUCUCAUCACUCUACGCCAUCCUCUCUGCUCUGCAGAGCAACUCCAUCCACCGACUGAAGAAGACGUGGGAAGAAGUUUCCAGGGACAGCUUCCGAAUCUUUCAGAAGCUGUCAGAGAUUUUCUCAGACGAGAACAACUACUCACUGAGCAGAGAGCUGCUCAUCAAGGAGGGGACCUCCAAGUUUGCCACGCUGGAGAUGAACCCCAAGAGAGCCCAGAAACGGCCGAAAGAGACGGGUGUCAUCCAGGGCACGGUUCCCUACCUGGGCACGUUCCUCACAGACCUGGUGAUGCUGGACACUGCGAUGAAGGACUAUCUGUAUGGGAGACUGAUCAACUUCGAGAAGAGGAGGAAGGAAUUCGAAGUGAUCGCCCAGAUCAAGCUGCUCCAGUCGGCCUGCAACAAUUACAGCAUUGCGCCUGAGGAGCACUUUGGGGCCUGGUUCCGGGCCAUGGAGUGGCUCAGCGAGGCUGAGAGCUACAACCUGUCCUGUGAGCUGGAGCCCCCCUCUGAAUCAGCCAGCAACACGCUCAAGGCCAAGAAGAACACUGCCAUUGUUAAGCGCUGGAGCGACCGCCAGGCCCCCAGCACAGAGCUCAGUACAAGCGGCAGCUCCCACUCCAAGUCCUGUGACCAGCUCAGGUGUGGCCCCUACCUCAGCAGCGGGGACAUCGCUGAUGCACUCAGCGUCCACUCAGCUGGCUCCUCCAGCUCUGAUGUGGAGGAGAUCAACAUGAGCUUUGUCCCAGAGUCCCCCGAUGGCCAGGAAAAGAAGGGCCUGGGGCUUCUGCUGAUGGUGCCAUCCCCACAGUUCUGGGAGUCAGCCUCCCAGUCAUCCCCCGAGACCUCCGGCAUCAGCUCAGCCUCCAGCAGCACCUCCUCCUCGUCAGCCUCCACCACCCCCGUGGCCUCCACCCGUACCCACAAGCGCUCCGUCUCCGGGGUCUGCAGCUACAGCUCCUCGCUGCCCCUCUACAACCAGCAGGUGGGCGACUGCUGCAUCAUCCGUGUCAGCCUGGACGUGGACAACGGCAACAUGUACAAGAGCAUCCUGGUGACCAGCCAAGAUAAAGCUCCGGCCGUAAUCCGCAAGGCCAUGGACAAACACAACCUGGAUGAGGAUGAGCCAGAGGACUAUGAGCUGGUGCAGAUUAUUUCAGACGAUCGAAAACUGAAGAUCCCUGAAAACGCCAAUGUGUUUUACGCUAUGAACUCUACUGCCAACUAUGACUUUGUCCUAAAGAAACGGACCUUCACCAAGGGGGCAAAGGUCAGGCAUGGAGCCAGCUCAACCCUGCCUCGCAUGAAGCAGAAGGGACUCAAGAUUGCCAAAGGCAUCUUCUAAUUGGUCCCUAGCGCUGGCCAGCCACAGGACUACCCUUUCAGGGUUUGGCUAGCCAUGCAACUCAGCACUUACGGACUACAGUGGCCCAGGCCACGUGGGCAUCGUCUGCCCAACCUGCCAGCCCAGGCCACCCCCAGACUCCAGCUUCACCCUGAACCUCUCCUGCUGCCGGGAUUGACGCCUGCCAGUCGACAGGCUGACCUGGCCUCCUGUGGACCACUCGCUGCCUUAGGUGCCUUCUGCUCUCUGGAACCAGAGGACUAGCUGACUUGCCAAGGAGCGCUGCCAAUGGACACAGAGCCCUGCCGGGCGCUGCCGUCUGUACACCUCUCUCACACCUUCCCAGGUGUGGGUCACUGCCACCUGUGCCAUGGGCAUCCCAGGGCACCCACCCAUCCACCAGGUCUGACCACUGCAGUUCUCUCCUCGUGCCCGCGGGCACCAGCCUGUGCGCUUCACAGGGGUUGCGACCCCUCCUCCCACCACCCUAGCCUUUCUCAGGCUGCACCAAAGAUUCCAUCAUCAGGGCCAACUGAGAGUGAGGGGGUCUCACCCACCCCCUACCCAGCCCUCCCGGGAGAGGAGAGAGAGACCCUCUUCACAGACCACUCUUCACCCGGUGAGUGAGGACGGUCUCAGCCGAGUCCCACUGAUGUUGAAUCUCGUGACACUUGAAGUGCCAUUCACUGCUGCAUCCUGGGCUUUACGAGACCACACGAGACGGGGGUUAGUGCGAAAGGAGGGUUUGGGGGGGGGGGGGGGGGUUGACUAUUUGUAUAAAAGGAGAAAAAAAAAAGUUUACCAGUUGGGGAGGGGCAAUAUUUAUUUGUUGUAAAUAGCAAAUGCUAGACUUGAAUAUUAUAUUAAAAUCCUGUUUCUACUAUAGCCUGGAAA